AUUAAAGUACAUGAAGUCCAUUCAUUGAUUACAUCAUCCUAUAUGAAUAUAAAUAAGUAUUGUUUUAUAUGAUCUGUGUAAUUAAAAAAUUAUAAUAUUCGUUAUAAUUUUACAUUGUAUUAUAUUUAAAAAUAUAAAGAUUUGAUAUAGUAACAUCAAAUGAUUAAAUAAUAUUAAUCAACAAUUAUGAAUUAUUUGGGUGCAAGUGACAACACACAAUAUUGUAAAUUAUGCAAUAAAAAUUCUAAAAUUUAUACUUGUCCAAGAUGUGAAAUAGGUUAUUGUAGUCUGAAUUGUUACAAAUCAGAAAAACAUUUAGAUUGUACAGAGAGUUUUUACAAGCAAUGCGUCGAAGAUGAACUUAAAUCUUCUCAAUAUGAUCCUGAAACAAAACAAAAAAUGCUUAGUAUUCUUAAAAAAAUGCACGAAGAAAGUUUAGAAAGUGAUAUAUUUGCGGAUAAUGGAGAUAAAGAAUUAGAUUCGGAUGAGGAACUAGACUCAGAUGAUGAAACGAAUUUACCUGAUUUAGAGGAAAGAAUAAAGAAUAUAAAUUUGGAUAAUCCGGAUGAAAUAUGGGCGGUAUUAAGUAAUGAUGAGAAACAACAAUUUAAUGCUUUAGUAAAAAGCGGAGAAGUAUCUAAAUUAUUGCCAUCAUGGAUCCCAUGGUGGGUGACUUAUAAGAAGCCAUUGAUAGAAAGUUUAGAAAUGGUUGAAGAAACUAAACAAAACAAUAAACAUGAAGUAAAAUAUCCAGUGAUAAUAAAUGUUCAACCAUUUAAUCAAGAAAAGGUGGUUUCUUCAGAAAUAUUAUCUUGUACUAUCGUUAAUGUGAUUUAUGCUUAUACAUAUAUAGCACUUUAUUACAAUGGUGAUUAUUUAAACUUUGCGGAAGAAGCAAGUAAUGUUUUUCUUAGUAUCUGUGACAGCAUGAGGAUAAACAAAAUAUUUGAUAAUGAAUUACCUGCACUUCAGUCUGUUAUACAAAAUGUCAUGCAAAUAGAAUAUUUACCAAAAGAUCAACAGACAUUAACAAACUUUGUAGAGGCUGGUAUUUUUAUAAUAAGAAAUCCAGAAAAAGUAAAAGAUACUUUACAUACAUGUGCUGCUCUUUCUGAACUUUGGCGUUUAUUAUCAACUGUGCUAGAAGAAAUAAAAGUUAAUAAGCAUAAAACAACUGAAAAACAAUUUUCAACAAAAUUUACUCGACAUAAGGAAACAAAAAAUAGUAACCUCUCAAAAAAAAUGUUAUUUGCAUGUAUAAAAAAAUUAGAAUUUUAUGUAUCAUGGAUCAAAUCUUAUGGCAAAGAUAUAUUCACAUAAAAUGUACAAAUUUUUGUAAUAAAUAAAUUAAUUUUUAUAGAAA
This is a messenger RNA of Vespula pensylvanica (western yellowjacket), 1363 nucleotides long. Its product is annotated as zinc finger HIT domain-containing protein 2. Lineage: Eukaryota; Metazoa; Arthropoda; Insecta; Hymenoptera; Vespidae. The transcript is spliced from 4 exons. The record is from RefSeq and is a predicted model, not a curated record. Bases 187 to 1320 code for a protein of 377 amino acids.